ACGAUCGGCUGCGUUUGAGCGACUGAGUUUAAAUCCAAAACAUGUUGAAACACAGUCAUUAAAUGUCGAGACUGCAGACGCCACUAGAGGCGCUGUCCCCGAACCAGCUUCCAGGCACAGAAUCUGGACCAGGACCUGGACCAGGACCUGGACCCGAGAGAGGCCCGGGGUCUUUUAUUCUGAAAAGAUCGAAAACACUCAAUCACAAAAUAAAAGACUCUGCUCUCACCUCCUGGUCAUCCGGUCCGGGCCGGAAGCUUCACGUGACUCUCCGCCCCUCUAACCGGAUGUGACGUCUCCGCAGCGCUGAAUCAGCUGAACCAGAUCGGAAGCAAAACAAACAGCGGGGAGCAGGCGCAGACGCAGCCGCGGGAUAAGACCGCGUUGCGGAGAGACAGAAAACUUUAUUUCGCUUUGAUGAAACGUUUAUUUUUUUAUUUUGUUUUUCCGAGAAACUGAAGUGCCACAGUCGCGUCACCGGACAGGUGAACAACAGCACGAGACACAGCUGAGCGCGAGACCUGCUCCUGUCUGCUGAACGCGGAAGUCCAGGAAGGAAGCUUGUUACCUCUUUUUCAUCAUGGUGAUGAAGAGGAGUCGGGUGUUGGCGGUGGUGGUGGGCGGAGUCUUCUGCGUGGCGGUGAUGUCGCUGUACCGCAUGCUGGAGCUGAUGCAAGGGGCGGAGCUCCGGCACCGCGGGGACACACCUGCUGGACAGGUGGAUGAAGAUUUGUUCCGCCUCCAGCAGAAGAUUGACAGGUUGGAGCAACUCCUUAGCGACAACAACCGCUUGGUUGCUAUGCUGAGGGACUCUCUGGUCCAUCGCAAAGUACCGUGGGAAACUGGAGGGGGAGGAGCCAAUGUGAGCUCAGACUCCGCCCACGGCCGAGCUGACAUGCUGUCUGGCUGCCGAUUGGCCGAAGAGACGAAGGACAGAACCGGCGAAGUUCAGCUGCUGGAUGUUUACGACCUCCUGCCCUUUGAUAACCCCGACGGCGGCGCCUGGAAACAGGGCUUUGAGAUCCGUUACCAUGGAAACGAGUGGGACGAGCAGCCGCUGGAGCUUUUUCUGGUCCCACACUCACACAACGACCCUGGUUGGUUGAAGACUUUUGACAGUUAUUAUCAGGAUCAGACGAGACACAUCCUCAACAACAUGUUGGUCAAACUGACCGAGGACAGCAGGAGGAAGAUGAUUUGGGCAGAAAUCAGUUUUUUCUCUAAAUGGUGGAACGACAUCGACGAGCAGAAGAGAGAGAUGGUCAAACGCCUGGUGGGGGCGGGGCAGUUGGAGCUGGUGACGGGCGGCUGGGUCAUGGCCGACGAAGCCAACUCGCAUUACUUCGCUCUGUUGGAUCAGCUGAUCGAGGGACACCAGUGGAUUCAGAGACACCUGGGUGUGAAGCCGAGCAGCGGUUGGGCGGUGGAUCCGUUUGGCCACUCCCCCUCCAUGACCUACCUGCUGAAGGGGGCGGGGCUUAGCAACAUUGUCAUCCAACGAGUUCACUAUGCCGUCAAGAAGCACUUCGCCCGGCAACAGACGCUCGAGUUUCUAUGGCGACAGAGCUGGGACUCCUCCCCCCGCAGUGACAUCACGUGUCACAUGAUGCCGUUCUACAGCUAUGACGUACCGCACACGUGCGGCCCGAACCCGGCGGUCUGUUGUCAGUUCGACUUCCACCGCCUCCCGGGGGGGCGGGUCUUCUGUCCGUGGAGGAUACCGCCACAGCCAAUCACAGAGCAGAACGUCCAGGAGCGAGCUCUCCUCUUAUUGGAUCAGUACCGCCAGAAGUCGCGUCUCUUUCGUUCUCCGGUUCUCCUCGUUCCUCUCGGUGACGACUUCCGAUACGUGGAGUCCAGCGAGUGGGACGCCCAGUUCAGUAACUACCAGAAACUCUUUGACUACUUCGACCAGCACCCGGAGCUCCACAUCAAGGUGAGCAGCAGAAACACCUGGGAGGGGGCGGGGCUACAUUUUACACUGUCCGAUUACUCUGUCAGCUUCUCGUUUGAGACACUCUGGGCGACCCGCGGCGCGGCUCUUCACACAGCAGCGACAGAAAUCCUCUUCAGCCUGACGCUGGCUGAAAUGCGUCGUUUCCGUGGCGACGGGCGUCCGGUCACGGGUUUUCCCGCUCGCGAACACUUCCGGCGUCUGACGGCGGGGAGGCGGAGCCUGGCGCUGUUCCAGCACCACGACGCCGUCACUGGCACCGCCCGCGACCCCGUGGUGGUCGACUACGGCACCAGGUUGUUUCACUCCAUCCUGAACCUGCGGGAGGUGCUGCAGAGCUCUGCCCACUGGCUGCUCCUAUCGGACAAAACCCAUUACCACUACGACCAAUCGAAACCCUUCCUGCAAAUGGAUGAUGGGAUCUCAGCUCAGGACGCGCUGCCCCAGAAGACGUCGCUCGCAAUCAGUGAUGAGCCCAGGCCACUGAUCAUCUUUAACCCGACGGAGCAGCUCCGAACAUCCGUCAUCAGUGUCGUCGUCGACUCUCCGGACGCUCAGGUGGUCGACGCAGAAACAGGUCGACCAAUGGCUGCACAGAUCUCUGCGGUGUGGGCGGAGCCAAGCCGAGCGUCCACGGAAGCGUUCCAGCUCUCCUUCGUGGCUGAACUUCCUCCUCUGUCGCUCGUCGUGUAUCACGUGACCAAAGCAUUGCCCGGCUCCGCCCACCGGGCGCGGUACACCUUCCGUUGUCGUGGCAACGCACCGACCGUCUACACCAAACACUUCCAGGUGUCCAGCCCCCGAGGACCAGAGGCCGACGCUCCGCUGUCGCUAAGCAACAAGCAUUUUCAGAUCUGGAGUUCGCCGGACACCGGCCUGCUGCAGAAGCUCCGUCUGCAGUCCGGGCUGGUCCGUCAGGUCCAGAUCCAGUUUCUGUGGUACGGAACCAGAGUGGGGGUGAACCAGGACAAGAGCGGAGCCUACUUGUUUCUGCCAGGGGAGGAGGGGGCCCAGCUCUACUCAUCUUCAGAGCCCCCCCUGGUUCGGGUCUCCAGAGGUCCCAUCUUCUCUGACAUCACUUCCUGUUUCCAACACUUCACUCACACAGUCCGUCUCUACCACCUGGACGGGCAUGCUGGGAGGUCCCUGGAGAUUUCCAACAUGGUGGACGUCAGGUCAGAGGUCAACCGGGAGCUCGCCAUGCGGCUCGUCACUGACGUCGCCAAUGGCAACUCUUUCUACUCCGACCUAAACGGCUUCCAGAUGCAGCAGAGGCGGACCCUGGCCAAGCUCCCGCUGCAGGCAAACUUCUACCCGAUGAGCUCGUCGUCGUUCCUUCAGGACUCGGCGUCUCGAGUUUCGCUGCUGUCGGCUCAGAGUCAGGCCGUCGCGUCGCUCAGACCAGGCGAGCUGGAGGUGGUCUUGGACCGGCGGCUGCAGCAGGAUGAUAACCGCGGCCUCGGUCAGGGCGUCACCGACAACAAGCUGACGUCGAGUCUGUACCACCUGCUGCUGGAGGACAGGAGGGGCGUCGCUCAGGAAGUGGGAGGAACCUCGGUUGAACACCUCUCACUGCUCGCCCAACUGACCUCGCUCUCCCUCUGCCACCCGCCAAUCUCCAUGGUCGCCCCUAGCGACAGCCAGCUGCCGAAGCUCCACCCCUUCCGGCCCCUCCGCUCGUCGCUGCCGUGCGACAUUCACCUGCUGAACCUGAGGACACUGGAGGACGCACAGGAAGCAGGAAGCCCGUCGCAGGAAGUGGCUCUCCUCCUCCACAGGAAGGGCUUUGACUGUAGCUCUGCCCCCGAGCCACUGCCUCCUUGCACGUGGAGCGCGCACGAGGAGGUGAAUCUGGACGAACUUUUCUCUCCUCUUCAGUUUCGCUCCGUCCGUCGGUCGGGACUCACUCUGCUGCGUGAGGACGACGAACCAGAAUCGGCCCCGCGCAUCGCUCGCCUGCGGCCGAUGGAAAUCAGCGCGUACCGCGUGGAGAUCGACUGAACUCAAAAGUCAAACAAAAUGUUGUAAUUUUUGGCGAAAUUGAUGAAGCCGCAGAGAUGUUCCACUUUUUAGACACAAGUCGUCAGGCAGAAACGAAUUAUACACAUUAACAUGUCAGAGGGAAAUUAUUAGGGACAACAAAAAUCUAACACAAAAGGCAGAAAAAGUAAAUUAAAGGGUAUUAUAAAAUAUUUAAAUUAAGCAGUUAAAAUUUAAAAGAAAAAGUGGAAUAAAAAUGAAAACAAGGAAAUAAGCUGGAGGUGUCUGCGGUGCUCGAAAUAUUAUCAAUUUUAAAAAAAGAUGAAAAUAUAGAAAUGAACAUGGAGAGAGGCGUUAAUACUGGAAAAACAAAAAUGAAAAAGGGAGAAAUAGAAAAGACACAGACAGGAAAAGCAGUCCAAUAAAUAAGAGAGAAAUUAGUAUUGAAAACUAUACAAAAUAAAAAUUGGAAGAGUGGGUGAGUGAAGCAGGAUAAUCUUUCAUUUUCAUAUUUAAAACUGGAUUCAGCAGGGUCAAAGGUCAACAGAAUGUGACAAGAGCUGCAACCAGAAGUCGAUUAUCUGCAAAUAUUUUCAUAAGCAAUUAAUCGUUCGAGUCAUUUUUAAAGAAGUCGUCAAAAUUCUCAAGUCGUUUUUAAAAAUCUACCAAAAAUUUCUGGUCUCACAGGAAACCGGUUUGGACGACAUUUGAAGACGUCGCUCCGGAAAUUCUGACGAGCAUUUUCUCCUUUUACUGACAUUUGAAGACCAGCGAUAAAUAAUCCUUAGUUGCAGUUCUAGUUUUUACAUUUUCCCACUGUUUGUCUUCCAAAUUGAGAAGCUAAGGGGUAAACAACAGGUUAGCCUAAAGGUUAAAGGUCAAACACAGAAAGCAGUUUAUUUUAAAAAGGAAGAAAAAUAACAGAGAAAACACUGAAAUUUAACCUGUUCCUGUGUUUUCAACAGGUGCGGUUGCUACGGCAACAAAAAGGGACCAAUCGAGUUGUUACCUCGCCGUUCGAUGAAUGUCUUUAAAUAAAUGUGUGUGUGUGUGUGUGUUUCCACGGUGACUGUCAAUCACAGUUUGUGUCGGAAAUCCUGUUACUGCUGUUUUUUUACGUCAUUUUUUAAUUAAGUGUAGUUUUAUACAUCAGUAUGGAAUUCUGGGUAAACGUGUCCAAAGUGUGAUUUUAUUGAUUUUAUUUGAUCAAUUUUAUUUAU
This is a messenger RNA of Xiphias gladius (swordfish), 5154 nucleotides long. It is a transcript of the gene man2a1, whose product is annotated as mannosidase, alpha, class 2A, member 1. Gene Ontology annotation, cellular component: Golgi membrane. Gene Ontology annotation, biological process: mannose metabolic process; N-glycan processing; protein deglycosylation. NCBI's taxonomy places the organism in Eukaryota, Metazoa, Chordata, Actinopteri, Istiophoriformes, Xiphiidae. The transcript has 24 exons. The record is from RefSeq and is a predicted model, not a curated record. Bases 581 to 3955 code for a protein of 1124 amino acids. Gene Ontology annotation, molecular function: carbohydrate binding; alpha-mannosidase activity.